AUGGACUAUGAAAAUAUUCCCAAUCUGUCACAGGUUGAAUCUGAACCUGCUGUUCAUACAACCACAAAACCAGAGGGAGAACCUACAGCUGUCAGCACUGCCCCUAACACAAGUUCAGUCUUCACCUCCAUCGACGAAGAGAUCUCAGGUGAUCAGACACCUGCUAUGUUUACCAAAGAGUAUGCAGCUACAACAACUACAGUUUCUUCUCUGUUUAGCACAGAGAAACACACAACAUUAUUACAGGAAUCUGUAACAACAGAAACUGAAGGCACAGACCAAACCAAGGGACCAGCGGUUACUUCCUGUUAUUGAUGAGGCAGAGGCAGAGACGAGCCCAGUACUACAGGUAAUGAAAACAACAAAAUCACCAGAAGUGAGUACAGCUAUUGAUCAGACCGAAAAGCCAUCAGACUCUGAGGAGUCUGUUACUCCAAGUGUUGAUGACACAGAAACAGGUUCUACAGAUGAUGAGAGUUCUGUAGACAAGACAACUCAGAUGACAACCCAGAAGUCUCUAGAGACAGAAGUUCAUUUGCACAGUAGCACAGCCAACCCAUUUCAGACAUCCACAUCACCAGUCUCUGAAUCCGUGAGUGCCUCUGCUAAAAUAACUGGUGAUAGUGAAGAAACAGAACAGACAGAAUCAACCAGCACAGAACAGCCAUCAGAUGUUCCCAGUUCAAUGGAAAGCACUGUGAGCUCAGUCCUACCUGAUACAGAUGAGGAGAGUUCAGGUGACCAGACUCCUGAUAUGUUUACCAAAGAGUCUGUCACAAUUUCAGCUGAGUCUCUGUAUAGCACUGGGAAACCUACAGUAUCUUCACAUGAAACUGUAACAGCAGAGACUGAAGUCACAGAGGAAACAGAGAGGCCAUCAGGCUCAGAACAGCCAUCAUCUACUCCUGUUAUUGAUGAGAUGGAGACAAGCCCAGUCCUCUCCUCUACAGACAAAAAUAGUUCAGGUGAUCAAACCCCUGAUAUGUCUACCAAAGAGUCUGCCACUGAACAAGUAACAACCACAGCAAUGCCACAUGUAAUGACCACAAGAGCAGAUAGUGAAAAGAUGGCAACUGCAAAAGUGUAUUCUCUGUACAGCACAGAAAAACCCGACUCAAUGAGUGACCUUUCCUCUGCUGAAAUAACUGCUGAUAGUGAAGAAACCGAACAGACGGAAUCAACCAGCACAGAACAGCCAUCAGGUGUUCCCAGUUCAAUGGAAAUCACUGUGAGCUCAGUCCAACCUUAUACAGAUGAGGAGAACUCCGGUGACCAGACUCCUCAUAUGUUUACCAAAGACUCACCAACUACUACAUUUUCUUCUCUGUAUAGCACUGAGAAACCUACAUCAACUUCACAGGAAACUGUAACAGCAGAGAGUGAAGUCACUGAUCAAACAGAGAGACCAGCAAGCUCUGACAAACCAUCAGUUACUGAUGAUACAGAAACCAGCUACGUCUUACCUUCUACAGAUGACAAGAGCUCAGGUGACCAACCUGACAUCUUUUCUGAGGAAACGGCAAUGCCCACAACCAGUCCCAUGCUGCCUGAGGAAGAUUCAAGCCAGUCUGUUGAAUCUAUAACAACACCCGCACAGAGCUUUGAAUCAACUUUUGUCUCCACUGCUUCUCCAGUGAAGACUGAUGCUGUACUAUCUACAUCAGAGGAUGUUGAAGCUUCAAGCCAGGUACCUACAACAGAGGAUGCUUCUCCUAUUGCAGAGGGCAGCUCCAAACAAGAGGCUGAGGUCGAAGAGACAGCCAUUCCUACCAUUGUUUUCUCCUCUAACUGAGAAAGUGUUAGUAACUAAAGUGUAUAGUACACCAUCUGCAACGGCAGACAUCGAUGAAGUAGUGGAAUAUGAAAGUAUUACAGAGCCCUUACAGGUUGAAUCCAAACCUUCCCUCGUUGAAACUAAACCUUCCCUCAUUGAAACUAUCACAAAACCUGAGGUAGAAGCAACCAUGCUCAGCACUGUCCCAACACAGACUCAGAAGAUUGAGAGUGCAUCAUCAAGUUCAGAGAGCAGUUCAUCGAGCAGGUCAGAGGAAGAGUCUUUGACUCGGUCAGUAUUAGCCUCCUCCAGCUCUGAAAGCAGCUCAGGAAGCAGCUCGGAGACCAAGGUGACCAUUGCUUCCACUGUGAAGCCAGAGAGUGACACAACAGAGGAGACCACUCCAUCCCUCUCUGUUAUUCAGACAGAAUUGGUAGCCACUGUCACUGGUUCACCCUCUCUCAUGCUUCCUAGGGCUGAAAUUGAGUCAGCCGGUUCUGAGAGCAGUCCCAAAGGAAAGACGGGUUCUGAGAAGCCAGAGAUUGAUAGAGAAACCACCCCAUCGUCGGCUGAGAUUCAGACCUUAUUUCUGCCAGGUGUUACCAGUCCACCAUCUCUCAAGUCUCCAGACACUGGGGCGGAGUCCGUUAGUGUCAAAAGCUCCCAUGAAAAACAUGAAGCAGUGGGUCAAAUUGAGGAAGUUGUUACUCCUGCCACUAAGAUGCCAAUGUGGGAAAUGCCAGAGUACACAACUGUCUCGCCAGCUGAAACACAGAGCCAGGCAGAAUCAGUCUCUAUGAUCCAAAGCACUCCUUCAUCUGUGUCUGAGGAGGAGGAAAGUCUGGACUAUGAUAAUGUAUCAGGACCUACAUUAGUCGAGGGUGAACCCCCCAUCAAGGUAGUGGAAACUAUCACUUCAGCUGAGACUGGACUGGAUUUGGGCCACACGACUGUUGGUGAGACAGUUGAGAUUGCAGGUAUGUGAUUUUACAAAUGGCGGCCAAUACUAGAAUUCUAUUUUGUGUUAUGGAAAUAAUAUCAUAUCAUACUUUUUACCGUUUGUCAUUUAACGUUUGUCUUCUCCAGAAUGUGAAAUCAAUUGAAUGUUUGUUUUCUUCUUUUUACUUCUAAUCUAAACCACAGGCAUCCACUCCUGUGCUGAGAACAUUUGUCUGAAUGGGGGCUCUUGCUACAGAAGCGGAAGUCUCCAAUCUUGCGGCUGUGCCCCUGGCUACAGUGGAGAUCGAUGUGAAACAGGUAUGCCAAGAAUGGUUUUCAGUCAGUGGUGGACUAAGCGUUUUAGAGUGUGAUGAUCUGUUCUCAAUAUGCUAAUGAAAUGUAUCUCAAAUAAGACACUUUUUGGUGGCUUACUGGUGUAGCAGCGUCGGUGCAUUAGCCAUGUGCCAAAAUUAGAUGAAUGGUAUUAUCUGCAAAUUAUUUGAAUUCUUCGAGUUCAUCAGACAAUAAUUAGUUUUCGUGUUUACGCUGCAAAAUGCAGCUGUCCCCCCCCACCAUCUGAAUGGUUAUGCAGUUCUUGAAAAAGAAUUGGUUUCCUGUGCAGUGUAAUCUACCCAUGUUUUUUCACAAUUAUUUUCAGACAUUGAUGAAUGUCAAUCCAACCCCUGUCGCAAUGGAGGUACCUGCAUUGACGGCCUGAAUUCCCUCACCUGUGUUUGCCUCCCAAGCUACGCUGGAUUGUAUUGUGAAGAAGGUAUGUUUGUUACAAUUUCCAUGGGAUCCGUCAGUAAAACCUCUGUCAGUAUGAUUCUCUCCUCGUCUAACACAUCAGCUUAAUCAAAGAAUUUCAUUAGGUAUUUGUUUUAGGUUGUUCCAGGCUUCCAGCUAACCCUAUUUAUUUAUUUUUUAUGUCCGACCUACAGUGUAUCCACACGUUAGAGCAAUGGUACAUACAAGGGAGAAUAUGACAUUGUUUAUUUUACUAUGUCAUUGUUCUUAGCAACAGUGUGAGGUGCUCCAGAGCUGGUUUCUAUUUCACACAGAAAUACAUCACUGAUCAUUGAAUUUAGAUCACAGAGGAAAGACAUUUGGCAUUGUUGGGGAAAAGUGAUAGAUCUCCAGAUAGUGUGCGUGUGUGAGAUCUAUCUUAAUCCGUGAUCAGCCCUUGGGAAAUAGAGAGACUAUGAGACUGAGUCAUUAAAACACUGGAGUUAGAGGCCAAGUUAAAGUAGAAAUGUGUGGUCACCUCCCACCUCACAGCACAGCUCCAUUCAGUGCCUUCUCCAUAACCCCUGCUGCUUCCACUCACAGACAGUCUCUGAGUCAUAAACAUCUUUAUUUAUGUCUUCAGGACGUCCACAUUUUACAGGCCUUAGUGUUGGCCUCAGGGGCUCAUACUAUUAAGAUAUAGGGUAGUGUUGCUAAACACAUUGCCAGGGGCUACAGUCUCUACAAAUUCCACAUGACUGGAAACACAAUGAAGAAAUCACAGACAUUUGGUUGAUAACCACCCAGUCCAGGUGUAAAGGAACUUUCCAGUACACGUGUGCUAGACUUCAAGACGCUCAACAAUGAUGCAAUCAUUCACUGGCCUUAAGCAGGGAAUGUGAAAGGAAUCAGUAGACAUUACUGUAUUUGUUCAACAGAACCUGGGUCGGGACACUCAUUGACAUUGAUGGGUGUAAUAACUAAGGAUGAUGUCAUCCAGACCAACUCAUAGCCUCUUAUUCUCUAGCGAGUCUAUAGCUUCGCUGCACCUCAUUUUGUCCCUAGUGUGUUGACCAAGGGCAUCAUCCACAAUGGCCAGUUUGUCCUGACCACACCCCGAAUGUUGAUGCCGUCACUCAUCAGGGCCGGAUCCCGUGUGCUAAAACCCAACUCUUUUCUAAGGGUCUCGUGCCAGAAGAGAAACAGUAAAGGAGGACAAACAGAGAAAAGGCCACGAUGACCUCUUUCUGUGUGUGUGUGUGUGUGUGUGUGUGUGUGUGUGAGAGAGAGAGAGAUAACUGUAUCAUGACAGGGUUACAAUCAAAAUUGUUCAUAAAAUCUGAUAUUGAAAAAAGAAACAUAGAUAACUACUAGUGUAGGCUAACUGAUCUUUUUUCGAGAAAUUGUUUUUUUGACCAAUCAAAGCUGAUCAAAACACCACUAAGUGAAAAAAAUAUCUAAAUUGGGCUGCCUGUGUAAACGCAGCCCUUAUGUAACGAGGUUAGGAGAUGUUAUUCUUCCGGUGUGUCUUAGAAUCUGAGGGGAUUGAUAGCUGAAGAAUGUGUAAUGCUUCAUACUUAGAUUUUGAUGUUGGGAAACCCCUGCCAUGGUUCCGAUUACAGUAACUGCUGUAGGAAUAGCCAGCUGAUGCUCAACUAUAUUAUGGAAUAUUAAUUUGUACCAUGUCAGGGGUUCCCAACAUAAGUCUAUGUAUGCAGAAUAUGUGACCUGUCCACCCCUGUAACUAUUCACCUUGCAGAGCAGUAUAAAUUACAUUCCAAAAUUGUAGUCUUACAGUAUUUCACUUUUAAUUAGCUAUGAUAAUAAUAACCUUCAUUUGUUUAGCAUUGUCUCAUACAAAACGGUGUAGGCCUAGCCAAAAGUUAAGACACAAUUCAACUCUCAAGACCUGGGAUUUGGGGCAGAUCCAGUACACAGUACACACAGCUAUCCAGGGUUUGAGUGUGACACUCCUGCUGUUGUAGACCUUAAGUGUCUUCCUUUGUUUGACCUCCCCACUCGUUUAGUGGUGCUGGGGGCUAAAGGAGGCAGCAGCCAUAUCUUGACCCUGAGAGAGAGAAAUAAAGAGAGAGGGAUAGAGAGAUAGCUCUGAUGAGUGUGCCUGAGAUAGCAGCAGGGCCAGAAGACUCAGGAUGACCUUAAGACACACAGUACCCCGCUCUCUGUCUUUCUCCCAAUUAUCUCCUUAACCUAAUUGGUUAAUGAGAUAACAAACAUAAGAUAGGACCAGGCUCCUACAGGUGUUGGACAGAUUGGACAUUCUUAGGGCAGAUUCUAUUUUUCAGUGAAAGAGUAUUGGAAUAUGUGUAACCUUUUAUAUUCAUUAAUCAUAUUACAAUUUUUUGAAAUGUUAUAGACUCAUGCAUUGUUUACAAUCUAUUUUGCCCCCAUUAACAAUUUUUGAAAAUGCUGUGGUUUUUCAUAGACAUUCUGUCUACGGCGAAAGUCUGUGUCAUUGUCUGUGGAUUCCCAGCUGCACUCAUCUUCUCUGUGGUACCUUUGAAACACGUCUCUCACAAAUUCUCCUCUCUCCCCCUCUCCCUCUCUCCCUCCCCUCAGACACUGAGACGUGUGACUACGGCUGGCAUAAGUUCCAGGGACACUGCUACAAGUACAUCCCCCAGAGGAGGAACUGGGAUACAGCAGAGAAGGAUUGUCGGGUACAGGGGGCACACCUCACCAGCAUCCUCUCCCAUGAUGAGCAGCAGUUUGUCAACCGUAAGUGUGAUAUCACACACACACAUGCACAUACAUGUCACACAAACAAUACUAUUAGUUGCACACAAGACACAACCAACUAACAUUUUCAUUACCAGACAGUCAAGCAGACAGACACUCUUGCAUAGAAGAAUGCUCAAUAACACAGUAUUAACAAUCUGUAAGUUACUUCUACAGUAUGUCACAGAAAGUAUACCUCUUAAGGCACAACCCCUGCAGGGUAGCAGCAAAUAGUAGGAUUAUCCUACAUCUGGAACGGAUUUCCAGAAACACCAGGGAAUUCCCAAGACUUUUAUACCCAUGCUGCUCGCCUUAAAGUCUGUAUAUGCUAAUCUCAUCAGUGGGCUGUGGACCAAUAGUUAAAGAGGCAUAGUGGAUGACUACAGUAGGUUUCUGGCUGGUUGGCAGCGCCAGUAGAGUAGACGACAAACGUCUCGACAGAGAGAGAGAGAGAACACAGGCAGGCAGUUGGAACAGGAAGAGUGAUGCAUGUGUAGAAAAAUGCCUCUCUCUCUUUAUGGAGGGACUGAAAGAGGCCUAAUAAGGCAGUGGAAUCAACUCAUUGACCUCCUGUGUCUCAUUGUGCCAUGCACGGCAGGUCUUGGACAGGACUACCAAUGGAUCGGCCUGAACGAUAAGAUGUACGAGAAUGACUUCCGCUGGACCGACAGCAUACCCAUGGUAAGAAGGGGUUCUCACACUUUUUUGCCUCAAUAAACAGUUUUAAAUCCUGUUAAAUAUUUAGAAGGAUGAUGCUGACAAACACCAUCGCAUGGGAGAUGUCAUUUCCUGCGGUAGUGAAUGAAGAAUCUCGCUGUGGUCACUUUCUCAUGACGUACCCUACUUUGUCCUCGACACCCUGUUGGAUGAGCGCACUGGCUUGGUGUCAUGCUACACUACAUGUCCAGUGACAUCGGGUGCCACUCACAGACAACAAUCUCUGUAAUUCACAAACUUUAACAGUAACCACACUGGCUUGAAUUGUGUGUCUGAGUGUAUGAGAGAGAAAAAAUGAGCCACCAGGUGUGCCUCAGUAUGUAACGUAUGUGUCUGCACAAGUGGAAGCGUGUUUGUUUGUGGUUGUGUAAACUCACUGCAGAUUCCCCUCACAAAACAGGAAAGUGGUUAAUUACUACUUUCAGCCACAUUAUACAGAUUAACUCUUCACUUCAAAGAUAAGAGCCCACCGUCACCAGGGGAGAGGGGGAGGGGGGAAGUGCAGAGAGGGCCUGGGGGGCAGGAGAUAAGUUGUGUCCGUUUGCAGCAGGAUCCCCUCAGCUGAGAGAGAUGGGAAUAAAGGUGUCAGUGAUGCGGAAGAGAGAGGAGCUGACAGGCGCAGACAGGUACAUGCCUCCCCUCUCCCCCCUCUCCUCAGGAGCACAGCAGGCAGCCGGGGGAAGGGCCAACAACCAGCAGCCAGACACACAGAUGGGCAGCACCUGUGCCCGGCAGCAGAGAGAGAGAAGGGGGGGGGGGGGCAGGGUAGGGUAGUGGGCCUGGGUGGGUGGUCAGCUUUACUGUAUCUCGGCUUUAUCUGGGAACAGAGAGUGUAUUAACAUAACUGGUAUUAAAUACGAGAAGGAAAAAACACAGACAUGCAUAUAACACGCUCAGCGUUGAUUCUCAAUUCAUUCAGGAAAUGUAUGAAUUCUAGUGUGUGUGUGGGAGGGGGGUGGGUAAGUUUGGUUACGUGGGAGAAAGAGUUUGAUUAUUUUGGGGAGGAUGCGGGGGGCUGUUGUGGGGUUGCCCAGGCGGGUGUUUGUUGAGUCAGUCAGCUGAGCAGGAAGCUGAUGUGUUUGCUAACCGUAAUAACAGGGUUCCUGCAUUGGGCCUCGGGGGAGGAAUGGGGAGAGGGGAGGGGGGGUCACAGCUUUGAACAGACUAUUUGAACCAAAAGCCUCGCUGAGAGACGGUAGCUCUGAUCAAUGCAGCAGUGCAUUCCACACAGCUCUGAAGCUGUGUCUAUAUACUGUGUCUGUGUGUGUGUGCAGAGUUACAAUACAUGCCUGGAAUUACUAGUGUUUGUGGGAUGUAAUGACAUACCACUAUCGGCGUAGGCCGUCAUUGUAAAUACGAAUUUGUACUAAACGGACUUGCCUAGUUAAAUAAAGGUUUUAAAAAUAUAUAGAUAUACAGUGUAUAUAUUGUAUGUUGUUGGAAAUGUGUACACCACAGGAGUUUGGUGGCACCUUAAUUGGGGAGGACAGGCUUGUGGUAAUGGCUAGAGUGGAAUAAGUGGAAUGUUAUCAAAUACAUCAAUCACAUGGUUUGAUGCCAUUCUAUUUGCUCCGUUCCAGCCAUUAUUAUGAGCCGUCCUCCCCUCAGCAGCCUCCUCUGGUGGACACUCUUAGAAAAAAGGGUUCCAAAAGGGUUCUUCAGCUGUCCCUAUAGGAGAACAGUUUUUGGUUCCAGGUAGAACCCUCUGUGGAAAAGGUUUUACAUGAAACCCAAAAUAGUUAUUCUUGGAACAAAAAGGGUUUUUCAAAGGGUUCAAAGCCGAAGAACAGUUUUAGGUUCUAGAUAGCACUUUUUUUCCUAAGUGUGUAGUGUACAGUGACGAUAGCAAGGCAUUGAGAAGCCUCCGUCUCUUAACCCCACUCCCACCUUGUUAGAAAUAAAACAAUUCCUAACAUAGGAAAAUUAUAUUAUUAGUGUAGCAUUUGGAAUAUACUUUCCAUGGAUGAGUAGAUAAUAUGCAAUUCUCCAAAAUGGAUCUGUGUCCACCAUCUUACAAAUUGGCAAUAUGACAUUGUAUUUGUAGUAGAAACCUUCUAUUUCCCAUGACUAUUUCCAUGCUGCUCAGCACAUCUCUGUAGCAGUGUAAAUGUUUAUCUGAGCAGGGCUCACAGGCUGUUUACUUUUCAAGUGAAGCCUCUCUCAGGGUCCCAGUGAAAACGCUGGACAAUGAUGUCAUAGUGUAGCUGGUCUUGCAGUGUCCUUUGGGAACUCUGAGGCAGCAGGGUGGAUGGGGUGAUGUGAGGAUAGAGGACAGAUGGGUGGAGGGGGUGAGGAUAGAGGACAGAUGGGUGGAGGGGGUGAGGAUAGAGGACAGAUGGGUGGAGGGGGUGAGGAUAGAGGACAGAGGGGGUGAGGAUAGAGGGGAGGAGGGGGUGACAAUAGGGGCUAAGAGAGUGGUCAGAGAGACAGGGGUAGGAGAGUCAGUUUGAAAGAGGGAGAAAGUGAAAAGUGAUUUAGCUUACCCAAAGUCACAGUACAUUCUACAACUCUUGGUUGCCAGAUCUUGGUUUUAAGUAAACAUGUGUUUUAAAGAAUAAAUCUGGUAAAAAAAAAAAAAAAAAAAAGUAGUUGUGUUGUCUAUAGGGCCACAACAUGACCAUUAUCAUAGUUACAGAUGUGUCAAUAAGUCUGUUGAUCUGAACAGGCAAGAGGAAUAUAGUGCCCCCCUGUGGGGAAUCUAAGCAUCACAUACAUCUGUCACAAUUGAGUCAUUCAGAAAUUGCCUCACCAACGUAGCUACACUUACUACAGUGAACAAAAAUAUAAAUGCAACAUGCAAAGUGUUGGUUGCAUGAGCUCAAAUUAAAGAUCCCAGAAAUGUUCCAUACACACAAAAAGCUUAUUUCUCUCAAAUGUUGUGCACAAAUUUGUUUAUAUCCCUGUUAGUGAGCAUUUCUCCUUUGCCAAGAUAAUCCAUCCACCUGACAGGUGUGGCAUAUCAAGAAGCUGAUUAAACAGCAUGAUCAUUACACAGGUGCACCUUGUGCUGGGGACAAUAAAGGGCCACUCUAAAAUGUGCAGUUUUGUCAUACAACACAAUGCCACAGAUGUCUCAAGUAUUGAGGGAGUGUGCAAUUGGCGUGCUGACUGCAGGAAUGUCCACCAGAGCUGUUGCCAGAUCAUUUAAUGUCUACCAUAAUCCAACUGAAACGUCAUUUUAGAGAAUUAGGCAGUACGUCCAACCGGUCUCACAACCGUCCUGUGGGCGAGUGGUUUGCUGAUGUCAACGUUGUGAACAUAGUGCCCCAUGGUGACAGUGGGGUUAUUGUAUGGGCAGGCAUAAGCUACGGACAACGAACACAAUUGCAUUUUAUCGAUGGCAAUUUGAAUGCACAGAAAUACCGUGACGAGAUCCUGAGGCCGAUUGUGAGGCCCAUUUCUUUUAAGGUAUCUGUGACCAACAGAUGCAUAUCUGUAUUCCAAGUCAUGUGAAAUCCAUAGAUUAGGGCCUAAUGAAGUUAUUUCAAUUGACUGAUUUCCUCAUAUCAACUGUAAAUCUUUGAAAUUGUUGCAAUAUUUUUGUUCAAUGUAUAUGAAAGGCUAUUGGUAACAGACUGUGAAUGUGAAACCAAUGGCAUUUGUUUUUAUAUUUUCAACAGCAGUGUUGCUCCCUCCUGCUGCAUCAAACAAUGCAUCUUACACAUUAUUGGUAAAAGCCCAAGUUCCUUUACUAUCAAUAGAGUCUAACUUGGUACACUUAUGUGCAAUAGCAAGGGGGAGCUGGUGGGUCGUGUUAGGGGUAAGAAAUAUUUGGGAUUUAUUGUGAUAGUGAAUGUACUGAUUGUGUAGCCUUUGCCCUAGAGGUGGCUUAAGACUGGACUAUCACUGACCAUAUCUACUGUUCCAAUUUUACCACAGAGAUAAGCAGUGUUGUCAGCAUGCCGUUAGCUGUCAUUCUUAGAUAAAGAGAGUGCGUGUUUAUGUAUUGUAUUCAGGUAGGACAAAGUGAGACACUGGCUAGUGGAAAAUCUCUAAGUUGUAUUUACGGAGAUCCUGGUCUGAUCCUACUUGAUUUAAUGGUAUGCCAAUUUGUUGUUUAGGACUUAUGAUUUAUUGAUGAUGCACUGUCCAUAUAGUUAGGCUGAUCAUGUAUUUUACUUUUUAUAUUAUCAUCACAUUUUAUAUAUGUUUCUCCAUAUGUACCAAUAUGUUGAAAUGAACUUAAACCUGAUGAUGACGAUGAUCAUCCAUUCAUAUGUUUUUUUUUCCGUUUUUUUUCCCAUCAGCAAUAUGAAAACUGGCGUCCCAACCAGCCGGACAGUUUCUUCUCGUCUGGAGAGGACUGUGUGGUGAUGAUCUGGCACGAAGACGGCCAGUGGAACGAUGUGCCCUGCAAUUAUCACCUCACCUUCACCUGCAAGAAAGGCACAGGUAAGACAAAGUUAUUUCUUGUUGUUUUUAUUUUAAUUUUCUUUGAAAUGUGUGUUGAGACAAUAAAUUGUGACUUGACUGGACUGAAUACAAUUUUUAAAAAAGCCACAACAAUACUUUUUGCCAUAUUUUAGAUACGGGACUGUGUUCACCACACCUACACAAUGUAAAAAAUACAGUGCAUUGUUGAGCUAUUCCAGUCCACUGACUGUGUACAUUAUUCAUUCAUUCAUUCAUUCAUUCAUCUAUUCAGCCAUCUACCCCUGUGUGUUCUCCUCAGUGGCCUGUAGUCAGCCCCCUCUGGUACUGAACGCUCAGACCUUCGGCAGGAAGAGGUCACGCUAUGAGAUCAAUGCUCUGGUGAGGUACCAGUGUAAGGACGGCUUCAUCCAGAGGCACGUGCCAACCAUCCGUUGCCGUGGAGACGGCCGAUGGGACAUCCCCAAAAUUGCUUGCAUGAGUCGUAAGUACAGUAGAUUGAGUGACGCUAGUGAGGAUACCUUUGUUUACUGGUUUUCACUCCACAAGUGCUAUUGUUUCUCCCUUAGCAUCAAACUUCCAAAGGACCUUCUCAAGGAGGCACCAGAGCUACAGCCUGUUCAGCAGUAACAACUACAAGCGGCGGUCCGACGAGGCGGAGGCCCGACACAGUCCUCGCCAUCAAGGAAGGAGAGCGAGGAGAUCGGUGAACAGGCGAAACAGAAGACGGUGA
Messenger RNA from Coregonus sp. 'balchen', 11999 nucleotides. The record is from the annotation of a GenBank genome assembly. NCBI's taxonomy places the organism in Eukaryota, Metazoa, Chordata, Actinopteri, Salmoniformes, Salmonidae.